Coniosporium apollinis CBS 100218 is the source of this 1551-nucleotide messenger RNA. RefSeq lists its product as uncharacterized. Bases 1 to 1551 code for a protein of 516 amino acids. Lineage: Eukaryota; Fungi; Ascomycota; Dothideomycetes. The transcript has 2 exons. The record is from RefSeq and is a predicted model, not a curated record.
AUGGUUGCCGAGUCUCAUCCAGCGUUGAGACGCGCGCCUUCCAGCGAUAGCCACGCGAGCCACACCAGCCAGUCGAGUCAAUCAAGCCAGUCGUCGAGACUGCUGUUCGGAGAGAUCCCGAGUCCCAUUGCGACCGCCCGUCCAUCACUGUCUCGCUCCCAGAGCUCAGUAUGCAGCCUCAUCCUCUCCACAAGCUCGACGUUCCUAAGGUUCUGGCUGUCCGAGGAAUGUCGCGACUCCUUCCUGUCGCACGUGGAGAAAGAAGACCUCCCGAACCUUCGUCUCGCUUGCCAUGACUUUGCGACGCGCGCAGCCCCAUCGCUCUUCGAGGAAAUCAACGUCACGUUCAAGCCCAGCACCUUCACCAAGCCGGCUCGUAUGACUGCUCUGGACCGGAUUGGCCAUCACGUGCGCAUGCUGUCCUUUAAUAUGCCCCAUACGCCUGAGACCUUCCUACCACCUCUGGUCGACCCUAUGACUGGCGCGGAGCAUGCAUUUGUGUACGAGCCGCAAGUACACAAACCAUCAACUCUCAUCAGCAAAGUCAAGGAGCCAAAGUAUGGAUCGUGGGAGACUACAGACCUUCUGAUCAAGCAGUAUCCACCGCUGUUUCAUGCCGCAACCAACAUCCCGUCGUUCAUCCAGGCCUUCUCACUGCUACCUUGCCUGACACAUCUCAAGAUCAGCUGUCCAGGACAGGAAGCUUCUCAACGGUAUCGACGCAGCGCAAUUGAUUACGCUCUGAUAUCUCUGCGGAUCGCCAUCGAACAAGCACCGCUGGAAGUCCUCAACACGAUCUCACUUCUUCCCAUUCACCCUGGAGCACUUCUCUACCUCCAACCGCUAUCUGGAUUCGGUGGGUUCCCACGUGCGUCCCGGCGAUGGGCGCAGAUCCGGAAGCUAGCCAUCCACAUGGACAGCUUCCCUUUCGAGGAGUCAAGCAGAUCCCAACACCUUAAAAUUCUCCAUUCGUACCUCGGUUACUUCUCGACCCACUUAACCCGCCUCUUGUUUCGCUGGAAAGGCGACAAAGGCCCUUCACCCUUUACCCUUGACCAAGAACCCUGCUUCAAGCCAUCGGACCCAGCGUCCGAGCAGACAGGACUCCGUCCACUGAAGUUCCCGCGGCUGCGCUACAUGGAGCUGGAAAACGCGACCAUGGACUCCGCCCAAGUUAGCGCGUUUAUCUCUCGCCACCGGCGCGUGCUCUCCGAGUUCAACUUCGAAGACGUCGCGCUGCGCACUGGCACCUGGGACGAUGCCCUCGCUCCACUGAGCCGUAUCGCCGGUAAUGACAGCUGGAAAGAAAAACAGCAGGAAGUCAUGGACGUGCCUGUGAUCCUCAGCCCCAGCAACAUCGAGCCACGUGUCAUGGAGUCCGUCAUGCAGGACGAGCAGAGGGCUGAGCGCUCCGGCACGCAGCUCACUAUGAGCCGCUGGCUGUCGAAGGGUCGGUCGGCUGUCGCGGCCAAGAAGGCCAAGGAGCAAUUCUGGGGCAGUGGCGAGCACAUGAAGAGGUUCUUGAGGACUUCGGUCUUCCCGUGGCGCUAA